Prunus dulcis (almond) is the source of this 861-nucleotide messenger RNA. RefSeq lists its product as uncharacterized. The record is from RefSeq and is a predicted model, not a curated record. Lineage: Eukaryota; Viridiplantae; Streptophyta; Magnoliopsida; Rosales; Rosaceae. The coding region runs from base 114 to 620 and encodes 168 amino acids. The transcript has 2 exons.
CGAACGCUCUCAUUUUGGUAGAGCCGAAACCCAAAACGCAGAACAGAAGCAAAGCGAAAAAAAAAAAAGAAGAGCGAGAGAGCCCCUAAAACGCAGCGUUUUAGACCUCUGAAAUGGCGACGAGUAAGAGCUACUACGCUAGGCCGAACUACCGGUACCUCUCCAGCGACCACCACCACCCAACCCUAGCGCCCGACUCCGCAUUCGAACUCGACGAGUCAGACAUCUACAACUUCGCCAGGUCCAACUCGCCCGAGUUCCGCAAACCGGUCCCGAGCUCCCGUGUCGUCUCGGCGUCCAAGAACCGGCGAUCUGAGGCCGCCGACCGGUCGGACCGUACCGGCGGCACGGCGGCGUCGCUGCCGGUCGGCAUUCCGGACUGGUCCAAGAUCUUGAGGGACGAGUACCGAGAAAACCGGAAGAGCGAUGACGAUGACGACGGCGACGAUGACGUGGACGGCGGCGUGCGGGUCCCGCCACACGAGUUCUUGGCGAGGCAGAUGGCGAGAACGAGAAUCGCGUCGUUCUCGGUGCACGAAGGCGUGGGGAGGACCUUGAAAGGGAGGGAUCUCAGCCGGGUCCGAAAUGCAAUUUGGGAGAAAACCGGGUUCGAAGAUUAGACGGAUUUUAUUUUUCGAAAACAAGAAAUACAGAGAAGAGAAGUUAGUAAAUUCUUGGUGAGGAGAAACGGAGCAAGUUGGUGUUAAGAAAUAGAAAGUAAAUGAUUGGUGGGUGUUUUUAAGUGUUUGAUUGAUGUGGGUGGGGUUGGUACGAAAAUGAAAAGCAAGAUGGUGAUAACGACCCCCUCUAUUGAAAAAAUAAUGCACAUAAAUACAAAGUCUCAAAUCUACCACUUUUUCC